Glycine soja is the source of this 2671-nucleotide messenger RNA. RefSeq lists its product as uncharacterized. The record is from RefSeq and is a predicted model, not a curated record. The transcript is spliced from 13 exons. NCBI's taxonomy places the organism in Eukaryota, Viridiplantae, Streptophyta, Magnoliopsida, Fabales, Fabaceae. Bases 377 to 2458 code for a protein of 693 amino acids.
CUGUGAGUGGGUAAUAAUUACUCUCAAUUUCCCUUGUACCUCCCUUUAUUGCUCGUUAGAUCUUUUACACCACUCUCCUCACUUUUGGGUCUAUUUGCUCGCUGUUCGAACCUGAUUCUCUGAACACGAGGAGGCAGAGGCACCAAUUGCAAUUUUACUUUCUUUUUAUUUUAUUUUCCAUACUGUGUGUAGUAACCGUACAAUCUCAUUCUCAAAUCUCACUCGCUUUUUGUCUCUCUAAACACUCAAACACUGCUUCACUUCCACUUCAACUUCAUCUUCACAGGAGAGAAACAAACCAACACGUUGAAGUGAAGCUUCUCUUAUUGUUAUUGUUAUUUUGACUUUAUUUGUUAUGAGUUAGUAGAAGAGAGAAAUGGACAAGGCUCCAACAAAAGUGAGGCGUGGAAGCAGUGCGUUCUCAAACGCCAACAAGCGACGACACAAACACAAACUCUUCGGUGUUUUGAGCCGUGGGGACCUUCGAUUCUCGAAGAAGGAAAAGGUGAGAAGCUUGAGUGCGGUCGGAACGCCGUCGUCGACCUUCCAAAUGGCUUGUAUUAAUGUCUCUGAACAGCAAACACAUGAACCUUCUUCGACCGUCAUCGCCACCACCAACAGAUUCAAGCUUCAUAAGAAUUUUUUGAAUAACUGCAACGGUGCCUCUGUUCCACGGAAGCUACGUUCAGUGACGAAAAAACGGGGUCGCGAAUCCAUGUUACUUGAUUCAGAAAAGUUGAAGCAUACGAUGCAUGGAAUAGAAUCUCUCAAAAAGGAAAGUCUAAAGAAGUCCAAAGUGAGUGUUAAACAAGGAAUGUGGCGUGACUGUUCCCCUAGAGAAGGAGCUUCUGGGCCCAUCACAAAAGAUGAGCAAGAGGUUGCGGAGACUCUCUAUGCCUUGGCUGGAAUGUUCCCUCACAAUGCCUCCAAUCAUAAUAGUACGGAUUUAGAUGGCAAAUUUUUGCCAGAUAAUUCAUCAGUUUUGCAAGACUUGGAGGAUAAUGCGAGUGCUGCUGCUCUUCAAGAUUCUAUUCUAGCCUCAGCAACUGCUCCUGUUGCAAGUCCUAGUUAUCAUGAAAGUUCAGCUGGAGAAGCUUCAAAAAUCAGUUGGUUGAAUGAAGCUGUUGGUCAAAAACAACCUGAUUUGCCUGAGAGUGCAACGCUCUUGAUGCCAUCUCAUAGCACUUCUCUAACAAUAAAUCUUCAGACCAUGCCUGUGGCGGCUAAGCGUGAAAAUAGCAACAAAGUUGCAUUGCAUGACUCUGAGUUAUGUCUAGCAAUGGGAUUAAAUAUGCCCAAACUAUCACGGAUUUCUCAAGUUGAGAGGAAAACAGAUGUGGCGUUUGAGGCGGUAAGAGACGUUGAUUGUAAGCAACAACAGCAUUUGAUCAAGGAACAAAAAGGAAAUGGCCUUGCAUUAUGGCCAGGCUUGUCUCCAGUGGCACCAGCAGGCCAGGCUUAUCUGCAGUCUUCUGCUACUAAGGCUCCUGAUUGGCUGGAAGCUGCAAUCCGUGCCUCGAAAAUGGAUUCAAUGGAAACUUCAACUUGUUCUUCUAGGGGGAGUAUCUUUAUUCCUAAAAGAUCAUGGAAGAAGUGUGCAGCUCAUGUUCACAUCAGUCAUAUAAUCAAGAGUCUAGAGGUGCCAAAAACACAGGUUUUCAAAGAAACUGAGUUUUUUGAAUGUCAUCAAAUGAGAGAACAUGAAGGACCAAAGCGUGGAGUUCUUUUAAAAGUACACAGCUCAAACGAAAUGAAAAAUGGAAUCACUUCUACUGUGAGGAAUCCACAUGAAAGUAAGAAUAUUAUUCUUCGGCAGCAAUGCCAUUAUCGAAACAUAUCACAGGCUGCUCCAACACCUGUGGUACAGUAUGGCCAUCAAAAGCAGCAAAAUUUCAACUUCUUGUCCUUGUCAGCAGGAAGUAAUGGGUUAAAGCUCGAAAAUAAUUAUAAUAAAAUAGGAAGUAUGUUGGAACCAUUAUCAAAAUUGCAAGUGCCUUAUUUACAGUCACUAGCACCUCUGCAUGGGGGCAUACCAAUUCCUGCUGUUCAGAGACAGUAUGCCUCAACUUCUUACCUUGAUCAGCUUUCUGUUGCAGGACCAGAGGUUCGGUUGCAGCAACCUCGUUAUUUUGGUAACCCGUUAUACGGAACUCAUUAUGGUUCAACAGUCUCACAUAAACAACAAGAGCACCAAAGCUUCUGGGGGGUGCAACAAGCAGAACAAGGUAGGUCUACAGUAAAUUUCAAUAUUUUGAGGACUCAAUAUCCUAAUUGGCAAAGUGGAAGGCAUGACUCUUCUGCAUUGAGUCCAUGUGCCCAAGCCAUCCUUCCUUGUUCCCCUGCAUCACAAGAAAUAUUUGGAUCCAAGAUCACUUCAAUCUCUGGGCAACAGAAGCAGCUACUUGCCCCCUUCCAAGACAAAUGGACUAGACCUUCGUCAUCUCCCUUCAUUAUGUGAAGAAAUUAGAGUCACUGCAUAUGCGAUUGUAAAGUGAUGAGCAACCUGAAAACGAUUCAGUUAUUUUAUACUUCUACACAUCCAGCUUUUAGGGUAUGUUUGUUUUCGAGGAAAGAAAUAAUAUACAAGAGGAAUUUUAUACUUUAUUUUGUGGGAUCCACACUUCUUACAUUCUACUUUAAAUAAAUAAAUCUUCUAUUUCUCUUUUCUUUA